Molecule: messenger RNA, 1585 nt
Organism: Dicrocoelium dendriticum
Lineage: Eukaryota; Metazoa; Platyhelminthes; Trematoda; Plagiorchiida; Dicrocoeliidae
Source: the annotation of a GenBank genome assembly
GUCUACGUCUAUUGAUGAGAACUACGUCUUCCGCCUGUGCGCAAACUAGCAGAUAGCAGCAAUGAUGUGUGGUAGAAAUGGACACAACCUCAUUUCGGAAAGCAACUGCAGAUAUUCAUCUCCUGCACAUAUAUAUUGCGAAAGAUGCACGCUGAAUGCCUGGAUGUGCACAACCUGGGUACCACUUGAAACUCUGUUAAACUAGAGCUGAAUGAUGCCUUCCUCCACUUCAAUUCCGCAUCUAAAUAUAACUUUCGAUGGGACCCAAGACGAGGGGGCGGUCCGUCAACUCUUAAGACACCUUUUUCCAGGCAUCAGUCAUCAGCCUUUCUCAAUCGAAGUGUUAGAUGGUGGACUUUCGAACCAGUUGCUUCUGGUGCGUUUCGCAAUAGAGAGUCCCGACUUUCCACGCUUACUCAUUCGUAUCUACAACCAAACUGCGAAUUGUCUAGUAGACCGAGCUUUAGAGCUUUCUUGUAUGUUGAACUUGUCCAAAUUUCGUGGAACCCCGGUAAUCUACGCGUUAUUGAAUAACGGCAUCUCUUACUCCUAUGUGACUGGCUUCACUAUUCCAUUGCAUUAUUUGUCCAUGGAGAAAUACGCAAGAAUGAUGGCCUCAGAAUUGGCUCGUUUUCAUUCACUUCCCUCGGAGGAUGUAUCUGUUCAGCCGCUCCAAUCCAAUGGGCCUCGCUGUACUGAGUCUCGUCUAUUCCGACGCCUGCGUAACUGGAUUUCGAAGCUUCCAGCAGAGUUCCCGGAUAAAGAAGUGACGGAAAAGUUUCUCAUCUUACCUGGGGUGUUUGGGCCGUCCUUCGAGCUGCUGACCACAAUAGUCGAUUCGAUUUUCUUUCCUAUGCUAUCGUACGAAUCAACGAAUAUCUACGCUUCAAACGGAUACUGGCUGCCACCUUCGCAGACGGACUUGUGCCGACCGAUUUCGUCCGCCAUGACUAAACAGCCAAUGGGAGCACGCAGCGAACCGACCUUUUCUGUGUCCACUGUGAUUCAUCUCCUCCUCCUCCUCGCUGUGCCUCCUUUUUGACCUCAGUUAUAAUUUUAUCCUGUCUUUGGUUCUCUCGAUCACUACAGCUCAUUCCUUAUCUCCACUCCAUCUCUUGACUUUAUUUUUAUCCGUCGCUUUGCAAUUCGUCCCUGAGGGCGCAUGGUUUAUGUUCUACACACACCUCACCACACCCUGGUCAUCAGCGUGUAAAUGCAAUACAAGCUCACCAGAGGCGUACACUCCCACCUUUUUAGUUACACUGUACAUUGCCUCCAUUUUGAAUCUUCGUAUGCAUACGGAUUACCCGUGCAAUCGCGAGGCAUUUAUGCAUGCGUCACACCCUCGUAUGAAGCGUUUCCAAGCUGUUCUGGUUGUUUUCACUUUUCUUCGGAAUGCUUUUAAUCCAUUCGUUCCGUCAUCAUCUCCACCAAGCUUAUUAUCAAUUCGACUCCAUUUAUUCACCAGAUUUUUCAAUCUAUUGUUUACUGAAGUCUCGAAAUUCUGCCUCUUUUUUUCUCUGGUGAUCGGGACGAUUGCACUCACAUGGCUCAUAACUUCGCACCUUGUUAACCACCGCUUCCG